Molecule: messenger RNA, 1320 nt
Organism: Saccoglossus kowalevskii
Lineage: Eukaryota; Metazoa; Hemichordata; Enteropneusta; Harrimaniidae
Product: ankyrin repeat domain-containing protein 45-like
Biological process (GO): protein K6-linked ubiquitination
Cellular component (GO): BRCA1-BARD1 complex; BRCA1-A complex
Molecular function (GO): ubiquitin-protein transferase activity; protein binding
Source: RefSeq, a predicted model, not a curated record
CAUUUUACCGGGGAAUCACAGAAGUUGCUAACCUACAUUUGAGCUUGAGUUGAGGACUAAACAUUUUCUUUGAAAUGACUACGGGGGACGACCAGCAACCAGCAGAAGACGUGCGCUCAGAAAGUGGGUCUGUUGAACCUCCAUGCAUUGAAAAUAUUCUCAUAGAAUGUAUAAAAAAGGACGACGUUGAACGAUUACAGCAAUGUUAUGACAACGAGGAAGACCCGCACUACGGGAAAGUCGAUGAACUUUUGAACAAACGAGACGACGAUGAUGACAGAGCUCCGGUGGAUUUGGCAUGCACCAUGGGCAGGUUGGAAAUUCUGAGGUUUAUGAUAGAGAAAGGUGUUAACACAAAUAUACGAGACCAUGAAGGAAAGUCGCCACUGGAUUUUGCCUGCGUCCUCGGUAGACCUGAGAUAGUGAGAGAACUUUUGGAGAAUGGUUCAACUGAGGUCGACACAGCUACUGCCAGAGGGUAUACAGCACUACAUAGAGCAGCAGCGUGGGAUAAAUUAGAUUGUAUUAAAUGUUUAGUCGAGUUUGGAGCUAACAUGAAAAUGAAAACAACUCACGGAGAACGAGCCAAGGAAAUAGCAUUGAGAUACAACAGGACAGAGUGUGCCUUUUACCUUGACUGGGCAGAGGCAAGGUAUGAAUUACAACAUCUUUGCAAGGAAACAAAAGAAACCAUUGAAGAUCCACAGAAAGUCUUGGGAAGACUGACUAAAGACGAUAAGAUUACUGCUCUAAAUGCAUGUAGUGAGAAGCAAGAAUGGCUGGAAACGACAGAAAAUCCAACUAUUGAAGAUUUUGUACAACAGAAGAAGGAAUUUGAGGAGAUAUUACAACCUAUACAAAUCAAACUAUCAGAACCACCUCCUGAAAAACCACAUCGACGAUAAACUUGAGUUUCCGCAUGUUGUGUAUAUACUGAAUUUUCUUCUCUGCUGCUGUUGCUGUUGUUGCUUCAACUACUAAGGAUAUCUCUUAUCAGUACCACUUGGUUCCAACCACUGAACCUGUUAAUAGAAGGCUCUUUGGAUAAGUCUGGGGGUUCCAUUCCAUUCAUUCUACCUCUACCGCUCAUCACUUUAUUCCCGGUGGAAUUGAUUGUUCUCAAUAAUGAAGAAAUUGUUUUUUUACUGAAUUGUGAUAUGUUAGAUAUAAAACUAUUUUCACUAGUUUUUAUCAAAUGUGCGAUUCAAAUAAACUGACCUGAUUUUUUAUGUAUAUAUAUAUUGUUCAAAAUAUGUUAUUGAACUUUUUGAUAUUGUUUAUCUUGAGAUUUUUUAUCAAAAAUUGAGAUUUGUGUAUUAG